CGUGGUCCCGACCAGCCUCCCAGACCACGAACACUGUUCACUUGUGUGUGUUAGUGCACCCUCGGGACUCAAUACAAACUUUAGAAGUUUCCGCGCUACCUGGAAAGAAAUCGAGUAUCAAAAUGAUGUGGUGGUCAGUGUGGUGCUUCGCUAUGGUGGCGUGCGGCGCGCGCGUCAGCUGCGCCCCCGCCGCCAGCGGACUGGCGCCCAUCGACUGGAGAGAGGUAGACGAGGACAUGUACGCGGUGGCGCCGGUCGGAGGCCGCGUCGCAGCCCCCUGGAUGUACUACUUUGGCGAGGAGCCCCACGACUCACAGCUGGUGGAGCACUACGGGCGUGCGCGGCCGAAGCGCAAGAUGCCGUCGUUGUCCAUCAGCAACCCCAUGGAGGUGCUGCGGCAGCGGCUGAUGCUGGAGGUGGCGCGCAAGCAGAUGCGCCAGGCCAGCGAGCAGCAGGCCUUCAAGAACAGGGUUUUCCUCCAGAACGUCGGGAAACGAGGUUUCUGGGCUGACUCGGACCGGGUAUCAUCACACUACGACGACUAAAUCUCUCAGCAGUACGCCGCUCCGGCUGGGGGACGCGCGUUUCAUUUGAACCCUGAACUUGUCUCAUUUACUUAGUUAAUUAAUGGAAUUUAUUUCCGAGCAAAUAAUACGCUCGUUGAAUAUUAAAUUUUACAAUAUUUCCACUUCUGUUUAUCUUUUCUUAGCGUUUGUCUUUCCGUUCGGUUUCAUUUAAAAGUACUUCUGCCUUUUUGUACGAUGACAUUUUAGCUUUAUUACAAAAAUGAUUCGCCGUCCGUGGUUUGCAACUUUUGUUUUUAAGAUUACUUUUGUUAUUAUUUUGUGUUCCGAGGGUCGUCCAGCUCGACGUUCGAAAUUCAAAUAAGUAUUAGAAGUGUUUGUGCCAAAUUUUAUUUACCUCUAUAAUGCCCACCCACCUACGAUACUAAAUUAGGGGUAAACUUUCAAAUGUAAUUAUUUAUAUAUAAAACUUGUCUAGUCUCUAUCUGUAGAUUUGUAUGUACAGAGUAGUUUUAUUUAUUUUAACUCGUAGUGGGAAACUCUAGUAGCUUUUAAAA
This is a messenger RNA of Aricia agestis (brown argus), 1081 nucleotides long. RefSeq names its product diuretic hormone 45 (gene Dh44). The record is from RefSeq and is a predicted model, not a curated record. The transcript has 6 exons. Gene Ontology annotation, cellular component: extracellular region. Lineage: Eukaryota; Metazoa; Arthropoda; Insecta; Lepidoptera; Lycaenidae. Gene Ontology annotation, molecular function: hormone activity. The coding region runs from base 123 to 545 and encodes 140 amino acids.